UGCACGGUGCACCCUCUUUGUGCUUCUCACUCGCUUUCUUCUGCAAGCCCUCUUUCUCUUUCUCGGUAUCACUUCAGGUGAAGAAGAAAUGGCAGACGAAGGGACGGCUACCUGCCUCGAUAUCCUUAUUGCCAUCAUCCUUCCUCCUCUCGGAGUCUUCCUCAAGUUUGGCUGCAAGGCGGAGUUCUGGAUCUGCCUGCUGCUGACGAUACUCGGAUACAUCCCCGGGAUUAUCUACGCCGUCUAUGCCAUCACCAAGUAAAAUGAUAAGGCAGUGGAGGUGGUGAUGGUGGUGGCUGCUGUAAUCUUUGUUUUCCAACCGUUGGAAUCUUCUUCUUCUUCUUCCUUUUUCUUUGUUUCUCCUUUUUCUUUAUCCUGUUUUGUUCAUGGAUGAUUAAUCUGUUCUUUGUCUUGUAUAUUUUAAGCUCUUACUUCCUAGAGGCUUCUCUGGGUGUAUGAUCAUGUGGUUGAGGGUGUCUGUUUGGUUACUGCUACAAAGGGUUUUCUUAUCAAUAAAUGAGCAUUAAAUAAUUUGGAUCUUA
Phoenix dactylifera (date palm) is the source of this 542-nucleotide messenger RNA. Its product is annotated as hydrophobic protein LTI6B. The record is from RefSeq and is a predicted model, not a curated record. Gene Ontology annotation, cellular component: membrane. NCBI's taxonomy places the organism in Eukaryota, Viridiplantae, Streptophyta, Magnoliopsida, Arecales, Arecaceae.